Messenger RNA from Trichoderma asperellum CBS 433.97, 4848 nucleotides. RefSeq lists its product as uncharacterized. Gene Ontology annotation, cellular component: eukaryotic translation initiation factor 4F complex. Gene Ontology annotation, molecular function: translation initiation factor activity; mRNA binding; protein binding. The record is from RefSeq and is a predicted model, not a curated record. NCBI's taxonomy places the organism in Eukaryota, Fungi, Ascomycota, Sordariomycetes, Hypocreales, Hypocreaceae.
ACCACCCCGGAAAAAACCAGGAAAAAAAAAGUCGUCCCGGCUUUUUUUUUUUCUUUUUUUUUUCCCUUACCUUUCGCCUUUUCGCCCCGCCAACGAAAACAACCCAUCAAGCCUUUCGUUUUCUCGCAUCGCGAACCACCCGCUCCCCAUAUGACGUCGCCUGCGAAUCAGCAGAACCCCAUCCCGGCGACCAACACCAACGCUCCUACGGCAACUUCAUAUGCCUCCGCAGCAGGUGCGCCAAAGAAGCCCGCUCAGGCGCCUGUAGUUGCGUCCGGCUCGAACGCCCCCCUGGUAGUUGGCUCAGCUGCCUCGACGGCACAGAAUGCCAAAGCUGCCUCAUCUCCUUCUCCAGUAAACGGCAAACAGGCCGCGGCCCCUACCGUCGCUCGCGGCAGCACUCUCAACGGCUCUGCCCCCGACCACCUUCGAAAAGGCUCCGUCACCAUGGCUGCCAACGGCCCCAGCGGCUUCGUUCCCAACGGCGGCUCCAUUGGCGCCGCCAAGUCGGCCAUCCAGUUUGGAUACGACUCGCCUGCCAUGGGUCACAGCACUCCUCAUGUUGGCCACUCGGCUCCUAUCCCAGUUCCUGAGGGCAACAAUCACCACCGAGUUCCCUCUCCCGCUCACUCUCCUGCGCCUAUUCCCCAGCCCUCUGCUAGCGGUGGCCGACCUCCGUCUAGCUUGCAGCAGCCCACCAACCAGAUGACUUUUGGUAGCCUUGGAAGUGACGGUGAUCGUCAUAUGAGACAAGGUUCCGUGCCUCCAAACCAGAACCUGGCAUCUCAGCCCAAUUCACACUUCCGCCGCGAGUCUGGCCAUUCUGUGCAGAGUGACAGCAGCCGUGGCAACUUUAACCCUCAGAACAACCGAAACCGUAACUCAUUCAACCCUCAUGCUGCUCAGUUCAACAAUAACCACCAGAUGGGCUACCCUCCCAACAACCAGUAUCGACCUGGCCCUGCCCAGAACCGUGGCAUGCCUCCUGCUUUCCAGCCGAAUCGACCCUACCCGAACUCGCCCCAGCCCAUGACACGAAGCCCUGCUCUGGUGUCUUCGCUGCCCGGCACCCCCAACUUGACUCCCGCCACGAUGCCGCCACCCAACCUGGCUAUGGGAACGCCUCCGCAGUACCAUUAUCCGCCACCCAUGGCGCCGCAACAUCAGCAACAAACGUACGGAUUUCCCCCGCAGCAGAUGAACCAAUAUGGCCAGCCCAUGACAGUGCCGUUUGGCUACAAUGGCAUGCCUUACAUGGGACCCCCCCAACCCAACGCCCAGCCUUUCAACCAGCCUUUCGUACCUCCGUUCCACCAACAGAGCCACAGCAUGUCUCGAUCGCCCUCGCAGCCUGAGCGGGCUCCCAGCGCCGGCCAGCCGAGCCAGCCCGCCAUCGUGUCAUCUAACCCACAGGCUCUCAACGCCCAGCCAAAGGGUGGAAGCCCCUUUGCUCCUCGCCAGAGGAAGAGCGCAGCAAUUCAAAUUAAAAAUCUUGCCGGUGAGGUUGUUGAUACUUCGGCUUUCAAGCAGCCAGCUUCUCCUUCUCCCAGCACCCAUCAGACCAAGACUCCUCCUGUCGCCUCAACCCCAACCCCCCCUCAAAAGCCUGACACGCCCACCCAUGCUCGUACAGAGAGCCACUCAGUAAACAGGUCCGCCAAGGAGAUCCAGGAGGAGCUCAAGGCAAAGAUUAUUGCCGCUACGCAGAAGCAGCAGCUCGCUUCCAAAGAGGAAGAAGAGAAGAAGGAAAGUGAGGCUCCUAAGCCUGAACCCAAGCCUGAGGCUACAUCUGAAGUCAAGCCUGAGGCCAAGGUAGAGCCCGUCGAACCCAAGGUCGAGGCCAAGGCAGAGGAAACCAAGGUGGAAGAGCCCAAGGCAGAAGUGCCCAAGGUUGAGGAGGCCAAGGUUGAAGAACCAGCCAAGAAAUCUGAGGAGACUAAGCCUGAGCCCCAGCCCAAGGUUGAAGAGCCCAAGGUUGAAGAGCCCAAGGUUGAAGAGCCCAAGAUUGAGGAGCCCAAGGUUGAAGAGCCCAAGGUGGAAGAGCCCAAGGUCGAGGAGGCUCAGAAGCCUGAGGAGCCAGCCAAGGCUGAAACCGAAGAAGAAGAGCUUGAGCGGAUUAUUGCGGAGAUGGAGGCUGCCGAGGCCAAGCGUGAAGCAGAGGAAGCAGAGCACAAGAAGAAGAGAGACGCUGAGAAGGCUGCGGCUAAGGCAUUGGAAGAGAAGAAUGCCAAGACCAAUGCUGAAGAACAGGACCGAAAGCUUCGAGAACAGGAACGAGAGAUGGAGAGACUCGAAGAAGAGAAGGAGAAGCGACGAGAGGCUGCUGAAGCUACUGGAAAGACUCUCUCCUUUACUGAAGCUCUUGCUCUGGCUCGUGGCGAAAAGAAGGACGAGCCUGCUGGCCCCGACUCAGUUGCCGAUAAGCUGGGCGACCUGAGCAUUGGAGACAAGUCUGCUGAGGCUGCCGGUCCCAAGGAGAAGCGAGUUGCCAAGCCUGCUGCUCUGAACCUGGCACCCAUCAAGACCGGUGCGGUGGAGCCCCCCCAGCCUAGUGCCGCUCUCCAGUCUUUGAAAUCUGCUCGCUUCCUUGCGGUCAUGAACCAGGAUAUCUACCCCGAAGGAAUCAAGUCUCCCAACCCAGCCCUCAACGCUGCCGUCGCAAAGAAGGGCAAGACCUUCAAGUACGACGCCGCUUUCAUGCUCCAGUUCCAGAAGGUCUUCACGGAACAACCCUCACUGCAGUUCCACCAGCAGAUUAAGCAGCUGAUUGGCGAUGGCGAUGGCGGCCGAUCUGCAUCGCGAGGCCAGACCCCUAGCUCAGCCAGACAGGGAUCUCGCGGUGGAGGUGGUUUCCCCGGCGGUUCUUUUGGUGUUCCUGCAGGACGCACUCUGCCUCCCGGAACCACAUCAGCCGACCGCAUGGCUAUUGCCAGCGGCGCCCUGCCGCGACCGCAGGUCAACCCGAUGGCAUCCUUCCAGCGCCCUGGCUCUGGAUUCCCCGGUUCAUCUGCCAUGUCUCGCACUUCUUCUCAGAACAUGCGCAACAUGCCCAACUCUCCCCGCCAGUCCAGCCGGUCUACUCGUGGUAGCCGACGCAACGACAACGCUGCCAAGGAAGCACAGGCUGCUAAGACCAUGCCUCUCACCGCUGGCAUGGAGCUCAAGCCCAUUGUUGUUUCUGCCACCGGAUGGAAGCCUACUAGUGUCGGAGCCAAGCCCGGUGCUGCAGCUCCUGGCCCGAGCCAGCACAUGGAGCCAGAGAUGGUUCAGCGAAAGGUCAAGGCCGCUCUAAACAAGAUGACACCUGAGAACUUUGACCGUAUUGCGGAUCAGAUCUUGCUUAUUGCCUCGCAGUCAAAGGAUGAGUCUGAUGGCCGGACACUGCGCCAGGUCAUCCAGCUUACCUUUGAGAAGGCUACUGAUGAAGCUCACUGGGCAUCCAUGUAUGCCAAGUUCUGCAAGCGCAUGCUUGAGACCAUGAGCUCUGAUAUCCGUGACGAGAACAUCAAGGACAAGAAUGGCCAAGUUGUUAGCGGCGGAAACCUCUUCCGAAAGUAUCUCUUGAACCGAUGCCAGGAGGAGUUUGAGCGUGGCUGGACAACCAACCUGCCGGAAGCCCCAGAGGGUGCUGAAGAUACCGACAAUAAGCCUACGGAUGCUAAGCCUACGGAGGCUGCUCUCCUAUCUGACGAAUACUACGCCGCCGCCGCAGCUAAGCGACGAGGACUUGGUCUCGUUCAGUUCAUCGGAGAAUUGUUCAAGCUGGGCAUGCUUACAGAGCGUAUCAUGCACGAGUGUGUUCGCAAGCUGGUCGACUACCAGGGUCUGCCAGACGAGGCUGAAGUCGAGUCUCUCUGCAAGCUGCUUCGCACUAUUGGUGCCAAUCUUGACGAAACCAAGGGCCGUCCUUUGGUAGACGCCUACUUCCAGCGCAUCCAGGGCAUGAUUGAUCUGCCUGAGCUGCAGAGCCGUAUCAAAUUCAUGCUCAUGGACAUUGUCGACCUCCGAAGAGCCCGUUGGGUCUCGAAGGAGGCUAACAAGGGCCCCAAGACCUUGGAAGAGGUUCGCGCCGAGGCCGAAGCUCAGCAAGCUGCAAAGGCUCAGGAAGCCGCACGAAGCAACCAGCGAGGUCCUGGCGGUGGUCGACCUCCCGUCGGUCGCGGCGAUGCUCGCAACUUUUCUGGUGGCUUCCAACAGCAAACUAGUAACCAGGUUGGUGUGGACGACCUGAGACGUCUCAAGGGUUCAUCUAUGAACAGAGCAUCAAGCUCAAAUGUCACCCUGGGUCCCGCUUCGAUGCUCUCCUCUCGUAGCAACAGUGGAAGACGUUUCGGACCUGGUGGCGCCCUUGGCCGCUCUGGCGAUGAUUCCAACAGCUCUUCACGCGCUGGAACUCCUGGCCCCACAAGCUCUAAUGCGUUCAGUUUGCUUGCUACUAUGGACGGAGACCACCCGGCUUCCCCUCCUUCUGCUGGACCCUCGCCUCUUAUGUCUAAGGCUGUCCCUGCCACUGACAAGAAGGACAAUGAAUAAAAAAAGUUUUCUUUAUUCUCGGUGUCUCUGCAUUUCGGGGAGGGAAAUAGACUAAAGGCGGGGUUGUGUUUUUUUUAUUGCAUUUACAAGGCUUUUAUGCAACGUUUCACUAAAAGUUUGAGCACGCAUUUUACUCGCGAUACCUUUUGCCCCAUAGAUCAUUUGACCAUAACGGGUGGACAGAUGUUGCCUCCCCCAAGAGGAGGGGAGAGGAACUUGUUUUUCUUUCUCUUUUUCUUUCCCCCCUUUCUACUGUCUUCGGACUAGGGAAUUCAUCAUGAUUUUUUUCUAUUCAUGAAUUGUGUUUAUAGCUUC